AUGCUCUCCAUUAAUGACCACCCAUAUCUGCGCCGCCAGUACCUCCCAUCAAAGAGCUAUCGUCGACACAACCCCCAAAUCCGAGAAGACCAGGUAUGGGUUGGUGUGAACAUGGACUGCGGUAUGCACGAGAAACGUACGCAGCGGGAUUGGGUCAUAACGCUAAAGCAGGCCAUCGCCCAGGGUCAAUUUGUCACAACUAGAGAUCCCAAACGUGGAGGUGGGUAUUCUCGCACAUUCUGGAUGCAGAUGCGAGGCUAUUUCAAGUCUUUAGAUCGGGCACUCGUUGGGAUUGCAGUGGAGAGACAUGUGGAUUUGCUGAAACAGCUUAUACAUCAUGGGAUUGUAACUAUUCAGAAGGAGAGGGUUCUCUCCCUCUUCACUAUUUAG
Molecule: messenger RNA, 390 nt
Organism: Penicillium verhagenii
Lineage: Eukaryota; Fungi; Ascomycota; Eurotiomycetes; Eurotiales; Aspergillaceae
Exons: 1
Coding region: 1-390 (129 amino acids)
Source: RefSeq, a predicted model, not a curated record